GACAGCUGUCAGUAGCAGGUCACUAAUUAAGUUUUCGAUUUGCGUGAGGGGAUAUUUGCGUUAUGAAUCCGCGGGAGCGCAGACGGACUUAAGCUGAAAACAAUCAAGACUGAAACCAUGGACUACAGCUACGUACCGUUGCAUAGUAGUAUCGACAUCCACAAUCGGUGCUGUGGCGGCAGAAUUUGGUGUGUGAAGGAUAUAUGCGGCUUUGUAUGCGCUUUCUUAACAUGGGGCCUCCUCCUUUUUGCCGAAUUUGUGGUGAUGCGUGUCAUACUUCUUCCGUGUCCCUAUCCUGUGUUCAGCAGCAUAAACAUUGUCAUAUUUCAAACCCUGGCAUUCUUAGCAUUUUCGUCGCAUCUCCGCACUAUGCUUUCAGAUCCGGGAGCUGUUCCUCGCGGAAAUGCGACGAAAGAAAUGAUACAACAAAUGGGCUAUCGAGAAGGUCAAAUGUUCUUCAAAUGUCCAAAAUGUUGCAGCAUUAAACCAGAUCGGGCGCAUCACUGCUCAGUGUGCCAGCGUUGCAUUCGGAAAAUGGACCAUCAUUGUCCGUGGGUGAAUAACUGCGUUGGUGAAAGCAACCAAAAGUAUUUCGUCCUAUUCACGUUCUAUAUAGCCAGCAUAUCAGCACAUUCCCUGUUCCUGGUCAUUAACCAAUUUACCAUAUGUAUUAAACAUGAAUGGAGAGAGUGUUCGCCCUACUCGCCACCAGCAACAGUUUUCUUAUUGUUGUUUUUGACGUUUGAAGCACUUUUAUUUGCGGUUUUCACUAUGAUAAUGCUUUUUACGCAGUUAAGUGCUAUCUGGAACGAUGAAACGGGUAUUGAACAGCUGAAAAAGGAAGAGGCCAGGUGGAUGAGGAAAUCACGAUGGAAAAGCAUUCAAUCAGUUUUUGGGAGAUUCUCGCUGGGGUGGUUCUCGCCAUUCACGAAGCCCUCAUUUAAAUCGAAAUUCGAAGGACACUUCUACUCCGUCUAAAGGAAGGAACACGGGAGACGAUUGCCACUAUUUGUACUUAAUAUACAAUGAAAAAUAUUCUAUUCACUUAUUCGUAAGAAUAAAAAGCCGACAAAAUCUCGAACAGUUUGAGUUAUUUACGUUCGGAGACGAAAAGAAUCAAAGUUAACAUAAAAGCUUGUGCGAACGAACUAAUAAACGUAAGCCUUCAUUUUAAUGUAACAUUCAUUUAAAUAUUUAUGACAAUUGAAAUGACUAUUAUAAUAAAGGGGGCAAUAUUCAGUA
Messenger RNA from Hermetia illucens (black soldier fly), 1242 nucleotides. RefSeq names its product palmitoyltransferase ZDHHC3. Gene Ontology annotation, cellular component: endoplasmic reticulum; Golgi apparatus. Lineage: Eukaryota; Metazoa; Arthropoda; Insecta; Diptera; Stratiomyidae. The record is from RefSeq and is a predicted model, not a curated record. Gene Ontology annotation, biological process: protein targeting to membrane; peptidyl-L-cysteine S-palmitoylation. Gene Ontology annotation, molecular function: protein-cysteine S-palmitoyltransferase activity. The transcript has 5 exons. The coding region runs from base 118 to 978 and encodes 286 amino acids.